AAUUUGGUACCAAAAUUAUUUGGUACCUACCAUGAAAUGAACAUCACUAUGCGAAAUCCGGGCUCGCUGCUCGAGUCUUGACGCUAGGCUCCGGCCAAAAAUUAUUGAUUUCGAACAGAAUACGCAGUAUUAUCCUACAAAUUUAGGAAGACGAGCAAAACAACAAGGACUAUGCAAUUUAGUACAAAUUUUAAUUGAUAUUAUUAUAGUGCUCGCCGACGUGCUUCCUUGAAUGCCAAACAAAAAUAAAGGAGGGAAAUGUAUUCUAAUUUAAAUCGUGUCGUAGUUUGUUGAACAAUGCUUGAAAUUAGUUGUUCUGGUAUUAUUGUCAUAAGAUAUAAAUCGUUUUAAAAAUACAAAUAAUCACAAGCCAAAUGGAGGAUUUACGCUCCAAACAUAAGUCCAUUCAAAGUGCUGCACAUCACAUAGCUUUGGAUUGUAUCCAUCCUCAGUGUGGUUUGUUCACUAUGUCUGUACCAAUGGAUUCAACAGUCAGUUCAUGGCUCCCCUUACCAUGUCCAUCCCUAUCCCUCCCCCGUCCGCCUGCAGCACGCGUUUCAAGCACAGCACAGCCCACAGAUGUUUCACCCGAAGGGUCUUAAACCACAUAUUGACCACAGGGCAUAUGCUACUCCUAGUGAUAGUCCAAUCCUGGGCCGAGCACUAUGUCUCACACCAAAAGGAAGUCCUCUGCCUGGCCGCAUUUCACAUUUGAAUGAAAAAUUUCAAGAGUCCCUUACCUUAAAUUCUGACACUGAUGCUUUGGUUGCUAAAAUAAGUGCUAUGUUUCCAACUGUUAGUGAGACGCACAUCAAAAUUUUGUUAAAAAAAUAUUACAAUCGUGAAGCCGUGGUAAUAAGUGCAUUGCAAGUUGAGAAACAUCCGAUCACAACACCUGGUCCACUCUCCAUGUCUCCGUCAGUUCACCGGUUGCAGAAAGGGGCUAUGGGGGUGUACUCAGCUCUACAAUUGGCAAAAGGAGUGUCCGGUUCUAUGCAUAGCUCUAACCAUUUAACUCCAAUGACAGGAACACCACAAGGUUCUCCACUUCUAUUAAGACCAACUUCUGGAGCCUCCAGUUAUUAUGGAACAACAAGGUCAUAUGAUGGACAAACUAAGCACCAAUCACCAAAAAUGAAAUUAAAAUAUAUGAAGAGCAUAUUCCCAAAAGCAGAGGAAACAUUAAUAUUAGAUGUUCUCGCCAACAAAGAUAACAAUGUACAAAAAGCAAGUGAAGAACUAAUUACUAUGGGAUUCAAUAAAAAGGAAACAUUAGUAAGUGCACAGAAGAAGAAGGAAUCACCGCAACCACCUAAAAAAGUUGUAACCAUCAUGAAAACUUUAGAGGAAAAAAAUGAUUUAAGGGAAAAACUUACAAAGAAGUAUAGUAAAGUGGCAGAGAGGGUAGUGGCUAUUGCACUAGAAAGUGUUGACUACUAUGAAGAACGGGCAGAACAGAUUCUUGCAGCGGUACUUAUGGAAGAAGAGAACCCUAAACCUGUCAAAUCAGACGUCAAAGAAAACAAGCCUAAAAUUAUCAACGAGCCAAAAAAUGGUAUCAGCGAGGAGCGGGAGGCGAGUCCCCGGCCCGCGCCCGUCGCGCGACGCCUCAAGAUUUGGACCGAGCAUCUGAAGCCAAUUUUAAAAACGAGUAAACAUGUGGAAAACAAGUAUAAGUCUCAGUAUUCUGUGCCGUCCAAUGGUCCCAAUCCUUCUUUAAGAAAUGGACCUAAAGACAGUUUGUUGUUGGAAGACUACAUGACUUGGAACGGUCCUAACCCUGAGAUCAGACAUGGCAAAUGCAUUAAGGCGGAAGGCCCAGAGCCUAGGACACCUAACCUGUCGACACCGAAAGGCGCAUCGAAUUUGGCUAAAGGCCCAGCUGGACUCGCCAAGGGGUCAAUAUACCAGAAACUCAACAAGAAAAUCUCGUAUAGUAGUGACGUAGGAAGAAGAACUUAAUUUAUCAAGAAAAUAUAUUGAAUAGCGGUACAUUCCCCGUUUUGGUUUCAUUAGAUGAACACAGAAAAUGGGCUUGCUUAGUGUAGAGCAUUAUAUGAUUUCAUAUUUUGUUCAAAAUAGAUGUUAUAGUAUAAGAGACUUUAACUCCCUUAGCUUAAAAAUUGAUCUCGAAAGGUUAGUAUUAUUAUUAUUUAUAUUUAGAUGAACGUGAAAUUGUUUAAAUUUUUUUUAAAUAUGGCUACAUACUUUCAUUUUAAAGUUACUGUAUCUUUUAAAUCCCUGGCAACGCUUAGAUAUUUCGGCCACUAGUAAUUUUUGCACUAGAUAAGCCUCGUCCAAAUAAAUUUUAUUAAAUAAAAAUGUUAUACAAUAUAGUAA
Messenger RNA from Aricia agestis (brown argus), 2340 nucleotides. RefSeq lists its product as uncharacterized. Bases 580 to 1962 code for a protein of 460 amino acids. NCBI's taxonomy places the organism in Eukaryota, Metazoa, Arthropoda, Insecta, Lepidoptera, Lycaenidae. The record is from RefSeq and is a predicted model, not a curated record. The transcript has 11 exons. Gene Ontology annotation, molecular function: ubiquitin binding.